UAUCUGGAGCUCCGUGGCCAGUGUCUGCGCAGUCGGGAACGGGGAAAGACGCGCACGGAGAGAAGAGGAGAACAAGAGGACUUAUACAACUAUAACUGCGCUUUUCUUUGGAGAAACGGACCCUUGGAUAGGUGCUGAAGUUUUCCACAGAGAUGAGUUUAUACGGAUCACAGACCAGACUAAACCAGAUGAGCCGCAGAUCCAACUCGCGGCCCGAUCUGACCACUGUAGGCUACAGUUUACCCCGGACUGAUGGAGGCCAGAUGUUCAUGAGUGGAAAUGGAUUCCAGUCUGAAUACAAUGAUGGCUAUACGCAGACAUUUACAAACACUUUCUCCAGAAACUCACUGGGAGGAGGAGGAGGAGGAGGAGGAGGACAGAGCAUGUCAUCCAUGUCUGUUCACAAAAUAUCUCAAGUGCUUCACAGUGACUGUUUAAGCUUCCUGCAGAGAGCUCAGCACAUCCUAGAGAAUCUGGGACCAGCAUCUGAAGUGGACAAAAACUUGCACAUGGCAGAGGAAGCUAUAGAACAGCUCAAGAAGUGUACUAUGGACUUAAGGAACGCUGGUCAGCCCAUUGACAUGGUCCUCAGAAGUCUAGAAGAAUGUAACAGCAUAUAUGCAGAAAUCCGAAGCUCCAUCACGGGCACCACUCUGAGGAGGAUCAGCAACACCACCAGCUGGGAAGACCCCAGCAACCGAAGCACCAUCAUGGGCACCACUCUGAGGAGGACCAACAACACCACCAGCUGGGAAGACUCCAGCAAGAGCUUCCAAGAGGCAAUCGCAUGGAUCAACCAGAAAAAGCGGCUUAUUGAGACCGCACCCUUCGGUGAAGAUUCAGAGACGAUAAGCCAACAAAUCAUGAAUCACAACAUGUUCCACAGUUCAAUUCAUAGAAGCCCGGAGGUGGAUAGAGUGCGAGAUGAGCUGCUGCAGAAUGGAGAAAAGGCAAGACUUCAUGCCCUCGACCAAGAAUGGGACAGUUUACAGAAAAUGUCCCAUGCACGAACAGCUCAGCUGCGAGACCUGCAGAACAUCAUUGAGGAGAUCUCGAGAGCCAUCAUGUGGGUUAAUGACAGAGAGGAAGAGGAGCUAGUGUUUGACUGGGGCGAUAAAAACAUUGACAUAUACAUCCCCAAAAAACAAGAAAGCUACUCAAAAAUGAUGAGUGAGCUGGAGGAGAAAGAGAAAGAGCUUAAUAAACUGAAGACAAAGGUGGACAACCUCCUGAAGAGCCAUCACCCAGCCUCGGAUAAAAUAGAGGCUUACAUGGACACAUUGCAAACCCAGUGGAGCUGGUUACUGCAGAUCACCAAAUGCAUUGAUGUUCACCUUAAGGAGAAUGCUGCUUACAGCCAAUUCUUCAAGGAGGCCAAUGAGACUUAUACCAGGCUGCAGAGGGACCAUGAUAGCAUCCGUAAGAAGUACACCUGUGACAAGAACAUGCCUCUGGAGAACCUCACAGAAAUGCUCAAAAAUCUGGAGAAAGAGAAAGAGAGGAUCAUUGAGAGUAAGAGGCAGGUACAGACACUGGUCAGCAAGUCCAAGAACAUUGUGUGUCUGAAGCCUCGUAACCCAGAGGAGAAGAGCAGCAGUCCGGUAAUGGUGCAAGCUUUGUGUGACUUCAAACAGGAUCAGAAGGGCAUAAUGAAAGGAAAUAAAGCUAUUCUGAAAGACAACUUGCAGCGCAGUAAGUGGCAAGUGACUGGACCUGGAGGACUGGACAUGCUCAUACCAUCAGUGUGCCUCAUUAUACCACCACCUAACCCUCUGAGCAUCAGCCUCGCCAAGAAGAACGAGCAGUACUUUGAAGCCAUCAUGUCCAUCUGGAGUCAGCUGUACAUUAACAUCAAGAGUCUUAUCUCCUGGCAAUACUGCAUGAAGGACAUUCAACACAUCAACUCCCUUACACUCUCCAUGCUGUCACAAAUGCGCCCUGAGGAGUAUCGUAACAUCAUUAAGAGUCUUGAGCUCCAUUACCAAGAGUUUAUGCGCAACAGUCACGGCUCUGAGAUGUUUCGAGAUGAAGACAAGAGAAAGAUGGAGCAACAAUACUCGGGAGCACAAACGCAUUAUGACCAGCUGGUGAUCCAACUGCCCACCUACAGGGAGAAUGGGGUGAAAGUUGAUGUUGUGAAGCAGGUGAAGGGGGAGAAUGAUGGAAAGAAGGUGGUCGGCUCAAGUCUGAACAUUGGGUUCUUGUCAGACCUGAGCACUCUCAGACGCAGACUAGAGAUAUCAGAGACAGGCUUGAUUCAGAAUCUCCAUGUUCCUCUGAAGGAGAACAGCGUACAGGAGUGCUCCCAAAGACUUGUGCUGCUGCAGAGUGUGCAUCGGGAUCUGGACACCAUACAGGACGAGUACCUGCGUCUAAGAGAGAAGAUUUUGAGAGAGCUGGAGGGCAGCACCAACGCAGAGCAGAGCAAGUUCCUUCGCACAGAACUGGACUACGUUAACCAGAAACUGGGCAGCCUGCAAGGCUUCUCAGCAGCUUAUAUCCAAAGACUGACGGCUCUUCAAGCUCUGCUGCAGAGCCUCCUGCAGGCUGAGGACGUCAUUAAAGUCCACGAGGCUCGUCUUACAGAGAAAGAAACCUCUUCUCUUGAUCUGGAUGAAGUGGAGAGGUACCGCAUGACUCUCAAGAACAUGAAAGCAGAACUUGAGAUGAAGAAAGGAGUUUUGAAGACUAUGGAGUCUGAGCUGUCCAAGGCUGUACACUGGAAUGGUCAGAUAGACCAGUCUUUCCAUCAGUGCGAUGUUGACCUGUCCAAAUACGCAGAACUCGUUGGACAAAUGACAGACCGGUGGCGACGAAUUGUGACCCAGAUCGACAGCAGGACAUGGGACCUAGAAAAACAGGAGAAACAGCUGAAUCACUACAAGCAGAUGAGCUCCAUGAUGAACAAAUGGAUUCAGGAGACACGUCAGCGCCAAGAUGCCCUCCAGAUCACUAAAUUCAGCAGUAUGGAUAACUUAAUGGACCACCUCAAUCAACAAAAAGCACUGUAUUCUGAGAUAAAGGGAAAGAAGGAAAAAGUGGAUGACGUGGUCAGAGACUCUGACACAUGUGCUGCCUCCAUAAAGGAUUAUGAGCUCCAGUUGGCUUCCUACAGUGCAGGUUUGGAGACUCUGCUCAACAUUCCCAUCAAGAAGACUAUGCUUCAGUCUCCAGCCACUGAACUGAGGCAGGAGGCAAUGGAGUUGCAGUCACGCUACAUAGAGCUCUUGACACGCUCAAGUGACUACUACAAGUUCCUUGGGGAAAUGCUGAAAAACAUGGAGGAGUUAAAGAUGCGUAACACCAAAAUUGACCUGUUGGAGGAGGAGUUGAGGCGCCUAAAGGAUGACCUUAAAGAUCAAACCCACAAGAACAAAUCAAUGGAGGACAGUCUGACACGCUAUCGGCUGGAGCUGACCAAAUCUAAAGAGGAACUUAUAUCGAUGGAGGAGGUGAAGAGAACCCAGGCUAGGCAGUGCAAUGCUACCCAGGAAAGCCUGGACAGCACCCAGAAUCAUCUUAAGAGCUUACAAGAUGAGGUGUCUCGCCUCUCAUUUCUCAUUGAGGAUGAGAAACGCAAACGGAGGUUGGCUGAGGAGCGAUACACCAACCAGCAGGAGGAGUAUGAGCUUGCUGUCCGCAAGAGACAGAAAGAACUGGAAGAGCUCAACAUGUCCAAAAGUGAAUUCGAAAGAGCCAUCAAAGACAAAGAGCGAGAGAUUGAACGGCUGAAAUUACAGCUCCAGGAUGAGACCUCCCGGCGUUGUGCAGCAGAGUCAGAGACCUCAAAGGUAAGAUCCCAGUUGACCCAGGACAUUAAUAGCCUUAAGCAAACUUAUGAAUCUGAGAUCCACAUCACCAAGACCAGUGUGCUCAUGGCAACACAGCAGAAGGAGGAGCAUUCAGCAACUCUAAAACUCCAGUUGGACAGGCUGACUUCUGAGAAAAGAGACCUGGAAGAAGAACUUAGAAAGCUGCAGCUCUCUUUCAGCCGCACAGAAGAAGCAAAGAGGAAAGCAGAAGAGGAAGUACAUCAGCAGAGGUCUUCAGCAUCAGAGGGUAGCCGGUGCAAAAGGGAAUUGGAGUCACAGAUUCAGAUUAUGAUACAUCAAAGAGAAGAGAUUGACACAAGACACAAGGUAGAACUGGCAGAGGCCAACAAAGUUGCUCAGGAAAAGGUCCAUAAGAUUACCUUGUUAACACAGGACCUUCAAGAUGAGACCAGGAGAAGAAAAGCCUUGGAGGUUGAGAACCAAAGCCUCAGACAAUCUCAAGCUGAACUGCUUACUAAGCACACUUCCACCACAGAGGUCAUUAACAAGCUUAAGAUCUCAGAGCAAGAAAUGCUCAUCCUAAAGCGAGAGAUGGAGAAGCAAACAAACGAGAAGAGCAAGUUGGAACAGAAUACCACCAGACUGCAGAGUCGCAUCAGUGAACUGCAGUCAAUGGUGAAUGGGUUGCAGGCUGAACUGGAAAAAGAGAAGAGGAAUAACCAGGAUGAGCUCACAAGAAGAAAGAGGUUAGAAACAGAGCUGGAAAGGGUGAAUCAGAUGUGCCGUGAAUAUACCACUACUAUCAACACUCUACGGGUCCAUCAAGAGCAGGAAAGUACUUCUGGACGCAAGUAUGAGCAGGAGCUUCGCAGUCUAAAAGAUGAGCUGGAGAGAAGCCAAAAGGAAUAUAAAGUCAUGGUAGAGAAUCUGACCAGGGUAAAUGCAGAAUUGAAGGCUUUACAGCAGCAGCUUUUAAAGGAACAGGCUCGUGUCCGUGAGGCCAAUCAACGGAAUGACUCUCUCUGUAAGACUAUAGAAGAAAAAAGUCGCAUGUUAAAUGAGAGCACCAGUGAGAUUGAAAAGCUGCAGAGCCUCACUCAGAAUCUUACCAAAGAACGUCUGCGGCUUGAGGAGGAACUAAGGACCAUGCGAUUGCAGCGGGAUGACUUAAAAAGAAGCCUGAGCACUAUUGAGAGUGAAAGUGCAUCCCGAUUGUCAGCCAUUCAGUUCCAGUUACAAACCAGCAAUAACAGGGCACUGGAACUGCAAGAACUAAUCAAUGAACUGACUCAAGAAAGGGAAAGUUUAAGGGUGGAAAUUGCCCAAAUCCAAAAGCAGUUCUCGGAGACAUCCAUGAUGACCCAGCGGUCUGAGACCCACUACAAAGAGAUUGUGCAAGAGAGAGACAUUCUCUUAAGCAAACUGAAACUGUUGGAACAGGACAAAGGUAAGCAGCAGUACUAUGAAGAGGAGCUCAGACGCAUCAAAAUCUCACUGGAAUCUGAGUUGAAACAGAAGCAACGCCUCCAGGAUGAAAUUGACAAAAUUAACAAGGAUUUCAAGUACUGGAAAAGCCAAUAUGAGUCAAAAGAAGGGCAGAUCAGACAGAGCGAGUUAGAUAGAGACAAAGCAGAGCGAGACAGGGCCUCCUUGCAGAGCGAGAUACAGAGAUUGACUGCUGAGCUUAGGAGUGUGGAAGAACGCUACCAGAGUCGUCUUCACAGCUCAGAGAGGGAAAUAUCAGAGCUCUCUCGGAAGAGGGAAGCUUUGGAAAUUGAACUGAGGAGGUUGCAACAGCGUCCUGUUACAUGCUGUAAGCAUACACAGAUUGAUGAGGUUUCUAAAACUGUCUGUGAUGGUGGUUACCAGAAAGUGAGAGUGCAAGGUCUACGUGGUGAGGUCUCACUUACAGAGCUUGUGGAUUCCAACUUGCUUACUCAAACAGAUUUGGAUAAAAUAAACCAAGGAAAACUAACAGGCAAGGAUAUUGAGGACAGGCUCAAAUCGUACCUAGGUGGUUCUUCUUGCAUCGCUGGUAUAUAUGAUGAGGCCAACAACAGGGUCCUGCCCUUUUACCAGGCCAUGAAAGAAGGUCUGAUUCGACGGGGAACCACACUGGAGCUCCUGGAGGCCCAGGCUGCCUCUGGUUUCAUAAUCGAUCCAGUCAAUAAUGUUUGCAUGACAGUGGAAGAAGCGUGGAGGAGGGCUUUUGUGGGAACGGAGUUUAAAGACAAACUGCUCUCUGCUGAGAAGGCUGUCACGGGAUAUAAAGAUCCAGCAACAGGAAGGAUCAUCUCCCUCUUUCAAGCUAUUGAGAAAGAGGUGAUUGAGAGGGGUCAUGGAAUUAGACUGCUAGAGUCUCAGAUAGCCAGUGGUGGCAUCAUUGACCCAAAAGGGAGCCAUCGUAUUGAUGUGGAAGUGGCUUACAAGAAAGGUUACUUUGACCGUGAAAUGAAUGAGAUUUUGACAUAUGAGGGUGAUGACACCAAAGGUUUUUUUGACCCCAACACCCAUGAAAACCUCACUUAUCUACAACUGAAGAAAAGGUGCAUCACAGAUCCUAAGACGGGGCUCAUCCUUUUGCCUUUGAAGGACAAGAAGAAGCCGCAACAAACUACAACUCAAAAGAACACUCUCCGCAAGAGGAGAGUGGUGAUUGUAGAUCCUGACACAGGGAAAGAGAUGACUGUACGGGAAGCAUACCAUCGAGAGUUAAUUGACUAUGACACUUUUCUGGAACUUUCUGAACAAGAGUGUGAGUGGGAGGAGAUCACUGUCUCAGCAUCUGAUGGCAGCAAACGCGUAGUUGUUGUUGAUCGCAAGACUGGAAAUCAGUAUGAUAUUCAAGAUUCCCUAGACAGGGGUGUUAUUGAUAAACAAAGCCUUGACAAGUACCGUGCAGGGACUCUGACACUCACUCAAUUCGCAGAUUUGAUCACCAGUAAAAGCAAUAGCUCUGAGCUUGCCAUCUGCUCCAGCAGUCCUGAGGAUGUUGCUACUUGCAGUAGUCCCACACAGGUUGCACCAUCAUCUCCAACCGUCCGCAAGCGUUUCGCUAGUGUAUCUAUCACACUCUCCCCUCCGUCUGAUAUUUUUGAUGACCAGAGCCCUGUUGGAGCCAUUUUUGAUACAGAGACCCUAGAGAAGAUAACCAUCCCUGAAGCCCAACGACGUGGAAUUGUGGACAAUAUCACCGCUCAGCGGCUCUUGGAAGCCCAGAUUUGCACUGGAGGUAUUAUAAAUCCUGCCACUGGCCAGAGACUCUCUCUGACAGAUGCUGUACGGCAGAGCAUCAUUGAUGAAGACAUGGCUGUCAAGCUAAAACCAGCACAGAAGGCUUACACAGGUUUCGAGGACGUCAAGACCAAGAGGAAACUGUCUGCUGCUGAAGCCAUAAAGGAAAAAUGGCUGCCUUAUGAGGCAGGGCAGAGGUUUCUGGAGUUUCAGUACCUGACGGGAGGACUCUUAGAGCCAGAAACUGGUCGGCGGGUGACCAUUGAGGAAGCCAUCCGCAAAGGAUGGCUCGAUGGCAAAGGGGCACAAAAGCUGCAGGAUACGAGAAACUACAUUAAGAACCUUACCUGUCCUAAAACCAAACUAAAAAUCUCAUACAAAGAGGCAAUGGACAACUGCAUGGUGGAGGAGAACAAUGGCAUGAAGAUGCUCCAGGCAACUUCUAUGUCUACAAAGGGCAUCAGCAGCCCCUACAAUGUGUCCUCAGGCCCAGGCUCUCGCACAGGAUCCAGAGCAGGGUCUCGUACUGGCUCAAGAAGCGGCUCACGCAGAGGCAGUGUUGACUACUCCUCUUCAACUACUUACAGCUACAUCACAUCUUAGUUACACAUUUAGCUGUAAUGCCUAUGCUUAGUAUAUACAAUACACAUUUAAAAAUGAGCUUCUAGUCAUAAUUUUUCAAGUAUGGGUUUGGGAUAUAGAAUAUAGAUUGAUUUAUUUCAAACAGAUUGUUUUUUACUUGCUAAUUAAUGCUUAUACAUUUUCUUGGGUACCUUAUAAGAUGGUUUUCAGAUUAUUAAUGUGAUAAUUAUACUUAUUUGUGAUUUACACAAAGCAAAUUUUAAAUGGCAUUUAGCAUACUGUCAUCAUUCCUUAUUUGAUGUAUUUGGUGUAACCGUUUUCAUAUAUUUGUUUUGGAAUGUUUUGUUUGAAACAUCUCACUUGCAUUGUAUCAACAUGUAGUUACAAAUUAAUACAUAGAAAUUUGAUUUUCUUUUUUUUUUUUUUUUUAUUUGUGAUAUGCUUUUAAUGGAUUAAUAUUUGAUCUGAUUGUUUUUAUAUGGAGUAAUCUAAACAAUAAAUCAGCUUAUCAAAAUUUAAAGCACUGUCCUCUCUGUCAAUUAGUAUGAGGAUUAUUAAAUAUUCUAGUUUCAAAGUUGCGAGACUAGACAUGGGACUGUAAAGAAUGAAGUGGAAAAGGUCAAGAGGUGGAUGGGGUGGACACUUAGAAGUUAUGUUCAGAUGACCAAACCUCCAAGCAGAGCUAAUCAAGAAGAAAAUUCUAAUCCUACUGAGCCUAAACCAUUAUAUUUUCAUCCCUCUUGGUUGGAAAUUAAAGUCUGUUUCAAACUUUUUGAGCACAAUCAUAAAGAAUCCAUGAAAAUUUUUAGGAGGAAAGAUUCCAUUCAGUCCAGAUGCAAAUCAUUUAGACUGCUAAAAUCAACCUUUUGUUAAAUUAAAUCUUUCACUUUUAUUGAGGGGGAAAAAAUCUGUUGUCCAAACCAGAGCUGCCCCAGCUCAUUUUGUACUUAUCACUAAGCACUAGUUAGUUUGGAGUAUGACACAUCUUCAGCAUCUUCAGUCAGAUCAUUCAUAAAAAUUUAUGCACCCCCAGAUCAUCACCGAUCCUCCACCUGGUCGUCUAAUGGUUAGACGGAGACCUUGAGAGGCCUUCCAGCCACAGUGUCUCGCACCCACUGUGAAGUUUGGUGGAGGAUCGGUGAUGAUCUAGGGGUGCUUCAGCAAGGCUGGAAUCGGGCUGAUUCGUCUUUGUGAAGGACGCAUGAAUCAAGCCACGUACAAGGUUAUCCUGGAAGAAAACUUGUUCCUUCUGCUCUGACAAUGUUCCCCAACUCUGAGGAUUGUUUUUUCAGCAUGACAUUGCUCCAUGCCAAGUCAAUCAAGGUGUGGAUGGAGGACCACCGGAUCAAGACCCUGUCAUGGCCAGCCCAAUCUCCAGACCUGAACCCCAUUGAAAACCUCUGGAAUGUGAUCAAGAGGAAGAUGGAUGGCCACCAGCCAUCAAACAAAGCCGAGCUGCUUGAAUUUUUGCACCAGGAGUGGCAUAAAGUCACCCAGCAGCAAUGUGAAAGACUGGCAGAGAGCAUGACAAGAUGCAUGAAAGCUGUGAUUGAAAAUCAGGGUAAUUCCACCAAAUAUUGAUUUCUGAACUCUUCCUAAGUUAAAACAUCAGUAUUGUGUUGUUUAAAAAUGAAUAUGAACUUGUUUUCUUUGCAUUAUUCGAGGUCUGAAUACAUGCCAUCUUUUUUGUUAUUUUGACCAGUUGUCAUUUUCUGCAAAUAAAUGCUCUAAAUGACUAUAUUUGUAUAUGGAAUUUGGGAGAAAUGUUGUCAGUACUUAAUCAAAUAAAACAAAAAUGUUAAUUUUACUCAAACACAUACAGUGCAUCCGGAAAGUAUUCACAGCGCUUCACUUUUUCCACAUUUUGUUAUGUUACAGCCUUAUUCCAAAAUGGAUUAAAUUCAUUAUUUUCCUCAAUUCUACAAACAAUACCCCAUAAUGACAACGUGAAAGAAGUUUUUGAAAUCUUUGCAAAUUUAUAAAAAAAGAAAAAAAAGAAAACAAAACAUGUACAUAAGUAUUCACAGCCUUUGCUCAAUACUUAGUUGAAGCACCUUUGGCACCAAUUACAGCCUCAAGUCUUUUUGAGUAUGAUGCUUCAAGCUUGGCACAUCUAUUUUUGGGCAGUUUCUCCCAUUCUUCUUUGCAGGACCUCUCAAGCUCCAUCAGGUUGGAUGGGGAGCGUCGGUGCACAGCCAUUUUCAGAUCUCUCCAGAGAUGUUCAAUUGGGUUAAAGUCUGGGCUCUGGCUGGGCCACUCAAGGACAUUCACAGAGUUGUCCUGGAGCCACUCCUUUGUUAUCUUGGCUGUGUGCUUAGGUUCAUCUUCCAACAGGACAAUGACCCUUCAUCCCAGUCUGAGGUCCAGAGCGCUCUGGAGCAGGUUUUCAUCAAGGAUGUCUCUGUACAUUGCUGCAUUCAUCUUUCCCUCGAUCCUGACUAGUCUCCCAGUUCCUGCCACUGAAAAACAUCCCCACAGCAUGAUGCUGUCACCACCAUGCUUCACUGUAGGGAUGGUAUUGGCCAGGUGAUGAGCGGUGCCUGGUUUCCUCCAGACAUGAUGCUUGCCAUUCAGGCCAAAGAGUUCAAUCUUUGUUUCUCAUGGUCUGAGAGUCCUUCAGGUGCCUUUUGGCAAACACCAGGCGGGCUGUCAUGUGCCUUUUACUGAGGAGUGGCUUCCGUCUGGCCACUCUACCAUACAGGCCUGAUUGGUGGAGUGCUGCAGAGAUGGUUGUUCUUCUGGAAGGUUCUCCUCUCUCCACAGAGAAAUGCUGGAGCUCUGUCAGAGUGACCAUCGGGUUCUUGGUCACCUCCCUGACUAAGGCCCUUCUCCCCCGAUCGCUCAGUUUGGCCAGGCGGCCAGCUCUAGGAAGAGUCCUGGUGGUUCCAAACUUCUUCCAUUUACGGAUGAUGGAGGCCACUGUGCUCAUUGGGACCGUCAAUGCUGCAGAAAUUUUUCUGUACCUUCUCCAGAUCUGUGCCUCGAUACAAUCCUCUCUCGGAGGUCUAUAGACAAUUUCUUGGACUUCGUGGCUUGGUUUGUACUCUGACAUGCACUGUUAACUGUGGGACCUUAUAUAGACAGGUGUGUGCCUUUCCAAAUCAUGUCCAAUCAACUGAAUUUACCACAGGUGGACUCCAGUCAAGUUGUAGAAACAUCUCAAGGAUGAUCAGUGGAAACAGGAUGCACCUGAGCUCAAUUUUGUGUGUCAUGGC
Messenger RNA from Myxocyprinus asiaticus (Chinese sucker), 10804 nucleotides. Its product is annotated as desmoplakin-like. Gene Ontology annotation, cellular component: cytoplasm; plasma membrane; intercalated disc. Lineage: Eukaryota; Metazoa; Chordata; Actinopteri; Cypriniformes; Catostomidae. The coding region runs from base 153 to 7610 and encodes 2485 amino acids. The transcript has 24 exons. Gene Ontology annotation, molecular function: structural molecule activity. Gene Ontology annotation, biological process: intermediate filament cytoskeleton organization; skin development; cell-cell adhesion. The record is from RefSeq and is a predicted model, not a curated record.